AUCGAUCUGCGCGAAUUGCUUGAAAGCAUUAGUGAUAUCUGCAGCGCAUGCUUUGAGAUAAAAGCAAAUCGUUCAAUAAAAGUAUCUUUCAUGCAAGUUGAAUUGCACAUUAGUUCCUAAAAAAUUACAAUUGAAUUCUGAUAACUGGUCUGCAGAUUGUGAAAUAUAAGUAAACAAUAUGUCUAGCAACAAGUGUGUUAAGGUAUCGAAAAAAUCCUACCCAAAGGAGCCUCAAGAAAUGAAUCAUCAGGAAAAGCUAAGACUUAUUGAUGAUGAAUUAAAUUCAUUUUACAAGUAUUGUCAACAAGCUGGUUUCACUGAAGAAGAAAUGGAUAUAAUUUGUCAACCUCUGGUAGCAGCAAUGAGAAGAUCUUGGCUCCAACUGGUACUUCGAGCAACAGUUAUCCUAGUUGUCAUUGGUACUAUUGCUUGUGCUGCUAUUCAACUGGAUUUUGUUGGCACUCAUUUCUCAGCAAUUACACGUUUGCUUGCUGUCAAGAUUUUACCUUUAUGGAACUGGCAACAUCUUUACAGGGAAAAUUGUAUGAUGCAUAAUCCAUUUUAUAAUGAAUAUCCAAUCACUGAAGAAGACUGCGUCGUAAGCCAUAGAACUUGUGAAGCUGUUGAAACCAUUGAUCGCUUAUCUGAUGUUCGAUACCGUCAGUUAGUUGACAAUUACCUCAGUCGGGAUGCUCCAGCAAUUGUCACUGAUGCCAUGGAUUCUUGGGCAGUUAUGAAUGCUGAUCAUUUUUGGUUUGAUAACAUUACUCAUCUCUACUUAGGCAACGAACGUCUAAUGGAAACUGUCCCUUGCUCAUUGACAUCUAAUCUUCGUACUGGUUCAUCAGAUUUAGCAGCUUUCUUGCGUCGAGUUCAUUCUCCUGAAGUAGCAAAGUGGUUUGUGCACUGGCAAAAUUGUGACAUUAAUGCUGUAAAGGCAUUACGGAAAUUUUAUCAACGGCCGUACUUUCUAUCAAGCACAGUAUCUCCAGCUCACUUCAACUGGGUUUUGAUGUCUUCUGAUUAUAAUAGCCCGAGUUAUAAAAAAGUAGAAUUAGAUUCAGGUUUAAUUGCUCUUGCUCAGCUUCGUGGAGCUACUCAGCUACGACUCACACCCAUAAAUCCAUGCAAUAGUUCAUGUCCAGAGCUGAUAGCAGAUUUAAAUCGGGGAGAAAUGUUGAUUUUUACAAACUUAAUGUGGAAUUUGGAGUAUGCACCUAUGAGAGGAUUAGACAAUAUUGCAAUUCUUACAGAAACUGUCUGGGAAGAAGAUCCAUAAGUUAGAAAAGAUAUUCAUCGUAUUACAAAUAUUAAAAAUAAUAACAAUAAUACUUUACCCAUAUUUAUAAAAUGGUAUAGUAAUAAAAAAUAAACAUUAACAUAAUACUAAAUGAUAUUAAGAAAAAGUAUUAAUUAUUAUUCCUGUGCUAAAACGUUGAUGUAGAAAAAGAGAAAAGAUAAUAAGUCUGUUUGUUGAAAAUAAAGAUAAAGAGAAAUAUAUGUAGAAUAUCAGAAGUAACAAGAAACAAGAUUUGGUUUUUAUUAAUUAAUUAUUUAUAAUAACAUUGUAUUG
Messenger RNA from Chelonus insularis, 1573 nucleotides. RefSeq lists its product as uncharacterized. The record is from RefSeq and is a predicted model, not a curated record. The coding region runs from base 179 to 1279 and encodes 366 amino acids. NCBI's taxonomy places the organism in Eukaryota, Metazoa, Arthropoda, Insecta, Hymenoptera, Braconidae. The transcript has 5 exons.